CACGACCCCCCUCCCUCCAGCAGCUCCGACUCGGGAGACGAGAGGCAGAAAUGGAAGAAGAAGAAGAGGAGCAGAAGUCGGGAGCGGCCCCAUAGCGGCCGUCGGAAGCGUCGCUCGCGGUCCCGGGGCCGCUCCUCCAGCUCGGGCUCGGAGCGGGAGCGCGGCCGGAGGCGAGCGCGGAGCCGGGAGAGGCGCAGGCGGAGGGGCGGCUCCGCAUCCUCCGUGUCCUCCGUGACGUCCCCGUCCCCGCCGCGCUCGCAGGGCAGGGAGGAGCCGCCGCAGCUGAGCCUGCAGGAGCGCCUGAGGCUGAAGGAGGAGAAGAAGAAGCAGGCAGCGCUCAUGAAAGCCUUGGAGACGCCCGAGGAGAAGCGGGCCCGGCGCCURGCCAAGAAGGAAGCCAAGGAGAGGAAGAAGCGCGAGAAGAUGGGGUGGGGAGAGGAGUACAUGGGCUACACCAACACCGACAACCCCUUCGGGGACAACAACCUGCUGGGCACCUUCAUCUGGAGCAAGGCGCUGGAGAAGAAGGGGAUCAGCCACCUGGAUGAGAARGACCUGAAGGAAAGGAACAAGCGAAUCCAGGAGGACAAUCGCCUGGAGCUGCAGAAGGUGAAGCAGCUGCGGCUCGAGCGGGAGCGAGAGAAGGCCAUGCGGGAGCAGGAACUGGAGAUGCUGCAGCGGGAGAAAGAGGCGGAGCACUUCAAAACGUGGGAGGAGCAGGAGGACAACUUCCACCUGCAGCAGGCCAAGCUGCGCUCCAAGAUCCGGAUUCGGGAUGGGAGGGCGAAACCCAUUGACCUGCUGGCCAAGUACAUCAGCGCGGAGGACGACGACCUGGCCGUGGAGAUGCACGAGCCCUACACCUUCCUCAACGGCCUCACUGUGUCCGAUAUGGAGGAUCUGGUGGAGGAUAUCCAGGUUUACAUGGAGCUGGAGCAAGGCAAGAAUGUGGAUUUCUGGAGGGACAUGACCAUCAUCACGGAGGAUGAGAUAGCCAAGCUCCGCAAACUGGAGGCCUCGGGGAAAGGAGGAGCUGGGGAGCGUCGCGACGGCGUCAAYGCCUCCGUGAGCUCGGACGUGCAGUCCGUGUUCAAGGGGAAGACGUACAUCCAGCUGCAAGUGCUCUACCAGGGCAUCGAGAGCAAGAUCCGAGCGGGAGGCCCCAAUCUCGAUAUCGGCUACUGGGAGAGCCUGCUGCAGCAGCUCAAGGCCUAUAUGGCCCGGGCCAGGCUGCGGGAGCGGCACCAGGACGUGCUGCGCCAGAAGCUCUACAAGCUGAAGCAGGAGCAGGGUGUGGAGAGCGAGCCGCUCUUCCCCAUCAUCAAGAGGGAGCCGUCUUCCCCCAGCGACAGGUAUCUCUUCUCUCUCUCCCCUAAACUGGAGCCAGAGGAGACCCUGGCAGUGCAGCCAGGACCAUCCUCGGAGGCGGAGGCCGAGCCCGAGGCAGAGGCCAAGGGGGACGCGGAGGGGGAGGCCGUGCUCAUGGAGGAGGACCUGAUCCAGCAGAGCCUGGACGAUUACGACGCGGGCAAGUACAGCCCCCGGCUGAUGGGCACCACCGAGCUGCCCUUCGAUGCCCACGUGGUAGAGGCCGAGGAGGAUCUGCAGCGGCUGCUGCUGCUGCGCCAGCAGCUCCAGGUCACAGGCGACGCCUCCGAGAGCACCGACGACAUCUUCUUCCGCAAGGCCAAGGAGGGCAUGGGCGCGGACGAGGCGCAGUUCAGCGUGGAAAUGCCCCUCACGGGCAAGGCCUACCUGUGGGCCGACAAGUACCGGCCCCGCAAGCCCCGCUUCUUCAACCGCGUGCACACGGGCUUCGAGUGGAACAAGUACAACCAGACCCACUACGACUUCGACAACCCGCCGCCCAAGAUCGUGCAGGGCUACAAGUUCAACAUCUUCUACCCCGACCUCAUCGACAAGCGCUCUACGCCCGAGUACUUCCUGGAGGCCUGCCAGGACAACAAGGACUUCGCCAUCCUGCGCUUCCACGCCGGGCCCCCCUACGAGGACAUUGCCUUCAAGAUCGUCAACCGGGAGUGGGAGUAUUCCCACCGGCACGGCUUCCGCUGCCAGUUUGCCAACGGGAUUUUCCAGCUCUGGUUUCACUUCAAGCGUUAUCGCUACCGGCGCUGAGGGGCUGCUGCUGCUCUCCCCUCUGGACCGCUGCCGUGGGGGCGUGCGGGGGGGUCUGCUCCCUGUUUGCACAGCCCCAGGACCUSCUCUCUGCCUGGCCCUGGGCACGGGUGGAGAUUUUCCCCUCUUCUCCUUCCUUUUAUUCUGAGAGACUCUGGGACUUGGAUACAAAUAAACAAGGGUUAUUUAA
Molecule: messenger RNA, 2326 nt
Organism: Nothoprocta perdicaria
Lineage: Eukaryota; Metazoa; Chordata; Aves; Tinamiformes; Tinamidae
Gene: CACTIN
Product: cactin, spliceosome C complex subunit
Exons: 9
Biological process (GO): negative regulation of innate immune response; mRNA cis splicing, via spliceosome
Cellular component (GO): cytoplasm; spliceosomal complex
Molecular function (GO): protein binding
Source: RefSeq, a predicted model, not a curated record